UGCUCUUGCUCUCACCCAGCCCCUCUGUGGGGGGCUCCUGCCCAGGAUAAAAGCCAGGGGGAGGCUGCCCAGUCCCCAUCCUCUCUCUCAGGAGCCACUUCUUCUCUUUUGGUUUCUUUUUAGGUCUCACUUCCACUGAAGAUCCCAAGACAGCAUGCCUCCCAAGAAGCCUGAGCCUAAGAAGGAGGCUGCCAAGACAGCUGCAGCCCCAGCUCCAGCCCCCGCCUCGGCUCCUGAGCCCCACAAGGACUCUGCCUUUGACCCCAAGAGUGUGAAGAUAGACUUCAGUGCCGACCAGAUCGAAGAGUUCAAAGAGGCCUUUUCGCUGUUUGACCGGACUCCAACGGGAGAGAUGAAGAUCACCUACGGUCAGUGUGGGGAUGUGCUACGGGCCCUGGGCCAGAACCCCACCAACGCGGAGGUGCUUCGUGUGUUGGGCAAACCCAAGUCUGAAGAGAUGAGUUCCAAGACACUGGACUUCGAGAUGUUCUUGCCCAUCCUACAGCACAUCUCCCGCAACAAGGAGCAGGGCACCUACGAGGACUUCGUGGAAGGGCUGCGGGUCUUUGACAAAGAAAGCAACGGCACUGUCAUGGGGGCCGAGCUUCGGCAUGUCCUUGCCACCCUGGGAGAGAAGAUGAGUGAGGCCGAGGUGGAACAGCUGUUGUCUGGGCAGGAGGAUGCCAAUGGCUGCAUCAAUUAUGAAGCCUUUGUCAAGCAUAUCAUGUCUGGGUGAAGAGAUUUCUCUGGUGCUUGGCCCUGGGAGACCCAUGGUGGCUGUCACGGAGUCUUGGCCUCACAGGCCCAUAACAUCCCCUGUAAAUAAAG
Molecule: messenger RNA, 828 nt
Organism: Acomys russatus (golden spiny mouse)
Lineage: Eukaryota; Metazoa; Chordata; Mammalia; Rodentia; Muridae
Gene: Myl4
Product: myosin light chain 4
Exons: 7
Coding region: 155-736 (193 amino acids)
Cellular component (GO): myosin II complex
Molecular function (GO): calcium ion binding
Source: RefSeq, a predicted model, not a curated record